AACAGGAUUGUUCCAUUCGCUCAUCCCAUUACAAUUGUGCAUCCGGUAUGUCCAUGUUUGAGCAUCCAUUCCUUUGCAAAUUCUCCAGCCUCGAUAUGAUAAAAUCUCGAUAUGAUGAAGCCGCAGAAGCAUGAGAAAAGCGGGAAGGGAGAAAAGGUUGGUGUCUUUGAAGUCCCGCUCGGUAUUGGCAGCCCCGGCGAGGGAGAGCCGACCCUUGUCUCAGCUCUUGUUGACACCGGAGCCAUCCAUUCAAUGAUACCGGCGUCUCUACUUUCCCAGCUCCAGGUAGCGCCUCUGGAAAAGUUUAGCUACGCCCUGGCCGAUGGCGGAGAGGUUAAGUAUGACUUCGGCAUGGCGCGCUUGGGCAUAGCGGACUACCCCGAACGCUACUGCCCGGUCAUUUUUGGCCCCGAGGACCAAUAUCUGAUUGGUGCAACUACCCUGGAGUUUUUCAACUUGAUGGUGGAUCCGGUGGAAGGAAAAUUGAUUCGCAGGAUGCACCAGGCCAGACCGGUAUAG
Molecule: messenger RNA, 519 nt
Organism: Geodia barretti
Lineage: Eukaryota; Metazoa; Porifera; Demospongiae; Tetractinellida; Geodiidae
Source: the annotation of a GenBank genome assembly